This is a messenger RNA of Anopheles cruzii, 877 nucleotides long. Its product is annotated as PRKR-interacting protein 1 homolog. Lineage: Eukaryota; Metazoa; Arthropoda; Insecta; Diptera; Culicidae. Gene Ontology annotation, molecular function: protein kinase inhibitor activity; double-stranded RNA binding; protein kinase binding. Gene Ontology annotation, cellular component: nucleolus. The transcript is spliced from 2 exons. The record is from RefSeq and is a predicted model, not a curated record. Bases 25 to 666 code for a protein of 213 amino acids. Gene Ontology annotation, biological process: negative regulation of protein kinase activity.
AUUGCUGUGUUGUUGCUCUCGAAGAUGGAGAUACGGAAUGAAGUGAAACAAUCGGACAAGGAGUUUGAAAAGAAGAAAUUUGUGGUGCGAAAUGCGGCCGACGUGCAGCGGGCCAAGCUGGAGAAGCUGAUGAAGAAUCCGGAUAAACCCGUCAUGAUACCGACAUCGGCGAAAGAUCGUGACUUUGGUAACGCCAUACCCUCGUUCGUCCGCAACGUAAUGGGCUCCAGUGCCGGUGCCGGUUCCGGUGAGUUUCACGUGUAUCGGCACCUGCGUCGCAAGGAGUACGCCCGCCAAAAGCACAUCCAGGAAAAGUCGCGCACCGAGCAGAUGGACGACGAUUUCCAGGCUAAGUUGGAACAGAACCGACAGACGGCCGAGGACCGGACGGCGAAGAAGCGCGCGAAGCGGCAGAAGAGGAAAGCCAAACAGAAAGCGAACCACGGCAAAAAACCAAAGCGCGUGGAACAGGACGAGGAAUCUUGUUCCUCCGGCGGCAGCGAUACCGAAGAGAACGAACCUUCGGAGGCACCACAAUCCGAUGAUAAGGCGAGCGAGAAGGAAAAGGAACCAGUGGCAGCCGAAGCCGUGGAUACCGACGAACCAUGCCAAGCUGCGGAAGAAACGGGAGAUAAAAAUAGUGAACCCAAAGACUCCACCGAAUAGCUGGAGACACAACGUAGCAGAGCCCAUCAUUAUUUGUCACAACAGACACUCGUCCUCUUUCGAAGCAAAACGAUAUGAACACGAACAGAAAUGUUUACUAUUGUAUCUGUGUAUUUCAAAUUCCACUAGCUCUGGCCUCACUCCGUGCCUCCGCGGAGGCCGAUAAUAUUGUAAAAAAGAGAGAGAAAAUAAAACUUUAAAUAUAUUUGCA